Molecule: messenger RNA, 3354 nt
Organism: Aspergillus mulundensis
Lineage: Eukaryota; Fungi; Ascomycota; Eurotiomycetes; Eurotiales; Aspergillaceae
Product: peroxidase/cytochrome P450 family protein
Exons: 12
Coding region: 1-3354 (1117 amino acids)
Biological process (GO): response to oxidative stress
Molecular function (GO): peroxidase activity; monooxygenase activity; iron ion binding
Source: RefSeq, a predicted model, not a curated record
AUGAUGCGAAGAUUUUCAACUUUCAGAAAGUCCAAGGGGGACAAGGCCGAAAAGGCCGAUCGCGAGUCAAAGGCCAAUGGCUCCCAUGCUCACGGCACGUCUGCGACCAACAACAGCGCGAAACGCCAGUCCAAGGUGCCUUCUCCGCGCAGGGCCUCAUCGGACAGCGGCAGCAGUGCUGAGAGCGAAGAUGUUCCCGCCGUCUUUGAGAAGUAUGCACAGGUGCUUCACUCAUCCUCUCGCCCGAUCCCUCACCAGGGCGGAGAAGCCGCAUAUCUCGAGAAGGAGAAUCCUUCAGGCUUGUUCAACGACUUGAGAUCGCUUGGAUUCAAGGACUUUGCCUCCUUGAAGGAUGUGAUCAAGACCAAGAUCAAUGGGGAGCUCACAGACGAUAAGACGAUGAUCAUGGAGCGAGUUAUUCAGAUUGUUAGCAGUCUCCCUUCGAACUCGAAGAUGCGCACCGACCUCACAAACGUUUUCCUCGACGAGCUCUGGGGUUCAUUGCCUCACCCUCCGCUCUCGUAUAUGGGAAAUGAGUAUCAGUACCGCUCUGCCGAUGGUUCCAACAACAACCCCACCAUUCCGUGGCUGGGAGCUGCGAACACGGCGUAUUCGCGCUCCAUUGAGCCCUUGACCGUCCAGCCUGGGGGUCUUCCGGACGCUGGCUUGGUCUUUGACACUUUGUUCGCUCGACAGAAAUUUACGCCUCACCCUAACAAGGUGUCGAGUCUGUUCUUUGACUGGGCGUCCCUGAUUAUUCACGAUAUAUUCCAGACCGACUACAGAGACUACACCAAGAACAAGACCUCGGCUUACCUUGAUCUCGCCAUUUUGUAUGGUGAUGUGCAGGAAGAACAGGACCUUGUUCGUAAGCACAAGGAUGGAAAGCUGAAGCCAGAUGCUUUCUCUGAGCCGCGACUGCAGGCCUUCCCCGCUGCUUGCUGCGUUCUUCUUGUUAUGCUGAACAGAUUCCACAACUAUGUUGUCGAAGAGCUUGCCGCCAUCAAUGAAAACGGCCGUUUCACCAAGCCCAGCCCUCACCUGCCAGAGGAGCAAGCCAAGAAAGCGUGGGCUAAGUACGAUGAGGAUCUUUUCCAGACUGGCCGACUCGUCACCUGUGGUCUGUUUAUUAACAUCACUCUAUACGAUUACCUUCGCACGAUCGUCAACCUGAACCGAGUAAACAGUGAUUGGUGCUUGGACCCUCGUGCUCAGAUGCAGAAUGGCACUACUCCGGCUGGUCUCGGAAACCAGUGUUCCGUAGAGUUCAACUUGGCGUACCGAUGGCACUCUGCCAUCAGUGCUAACGAUGAGAAAUGGACCGAGCAAGUAUAUGAGGAGCUUAUCGGAAAGCCUGGCUCAGAGAUCACUACACAGGAGCUGCUCAUGGGUCUUGGAAAGUAUGGCGCUAGCCUUCCCAAAGACCCAUCCCAGCGCACCUUUGCUGGUUUGAAGCGCCAAGAGGACGGUACCUUUAAGGACGAGGAGCUAGUCAGCAUUCUUACUCUUGCCAUUGAGGAUGUUGCUGGGUCUUUCGGUGCUCGCAACGUGCCCAAGGUUCUCAAAGCCGUCGAGGUUCUUGGUAUCGAGCAGGGUCGUAAAUGGAACGUCGGAUCUCUCAACGAGUUCCGUAAAUUUUUCGGUCUGAAGAACUACGAAACCUUCGAGGAGAUCAACUCGGACCCCGAUGUUGCCGAAUCGCUACGAAGCUUGUACGGCCACCCCGACUACGUCGAAUUGUACCCCGGUAUCGUAUCCGAGGAGGCCAAGGAACCCAUGGUUCCUGGUGUCGGUAUUGCUCCUACUUACACUAUCUCCCGUGCGGUUCUGUCUGACGCUGUUGCGCUUGUGCGUGGUGACCGACACUACACUAUCGACUACAACCCCCGAAACUUGACCAACUGGGGUUACAACGAAGUCCGCUAUGACCUUAACAUCAACCAAGGAUGUGUCUUCUACAAGCUCGCCACUCGCGCGUUCCCCAACUGGUUCAAGCCCGACUCCAUUUACGCCCACUACCCCAUGACCAUCCCCAGCGAGAACAAGGUCAUUAUGAAGAACCUCGGUAGAGAGGCCGACUACUCAUGGGACAAGCCCCAGUUCCAGGCUCCUCGCGUCAGCCUGACCUCCUAUGCCAAUGUCAAGCUCGUCCUCGACCAGCAGAAGGAUUUCCGUGUGGUCUGGGGUGAUUGCACCCGUAUCCACCCUGGCAAGGGUGGCGAGGACUUCUGGAGCAAGACCCUAAGUGAGCCCCAGUGGAAGAAGAGCAUCAAGGAGUUCUAUGAAAAGACGACUCUCGAACUUCUCGCUGACAAGUCGACCAACCUUGCCGGAAGGAAGCAAGUUGACAUUGUGAAGGAUGUCGGAAACAUCGUGCCUGCUCGAUUUGCAUCCAAGCUUCUCUCGCUUCCUUUGAAGAGCAAGGAGAACUCCAAGGGCAUUUUCACCGAUCAUGAAAUCUUCACGGCCUUGGCAGUUAUCUACAAUGCAAUUUUCUUUGACGUUGACUCCACCAAAUCGUUCCCGCUUCGCAAGGCUGCAGAUGCUGUUAGCAAGGAGCUUGGUAGUCAGGUCGAGGGCCAUGUGAAGUCCAUCAGCUCUCCCGGCUUCCUCUCGAGAGUUAUCGACAGCUUCCGCGACGACCACAAUGUUCUCAAGGAUCUUGGUGACCAGCUCAUCAAGCGUCUAUCAGAGAAUGGUCUGAGCGUUUCCGACAUCACCUACGGCCAGAUUAUCCCAACAGCGGUCGAGCUUGUCCACGGUCAAGCCCAGAUGUUUACUCGUAUUGUCGACUACUACAUCAACGAUGGCAAGCAGUACCUUCCUGAGAUCAGCCUUCUCGCCAAGCAGGACUCUCCCGAGUCCGAUGCCAGGUUGACCCGCUACGCCCUGGAAGCCAUCCGCCUGAACGCCGGGUCAGGAGCCUACCGCAAGGCCGAGACCAACCUCUACGUCAAGGAGGGAGAUGUUGAUGUCAACCUCAAGCCCGGUGACGAAAUCUUCAUUGGAUCGACCGAAGCCAACCGUGACCCCGUGGCCUUCCCUGACCCCGACACAGUGCGCCUCGACCGGCCCGAUGAAUCGUACCUCAACUACGGCAUCGGCUCUCAGGUCGGCCUCGGCAAGGACGCCACCCUUACCGCGGUUACUGCGAUGGUCCGCGCCGCUUUCAGUCUGGACAACCUGCGCCCUGCCCCUGGUCCCCAGGGUGUGCUGAAGAAGGUUGUUCGCCCUGACGGCUACACUGUCUACAUGCGCGAGGACCACGGCGCGUUCUCUCCUUUCCCGACGACCUUCCGUGUUCACUUUGACGGACAGGUUCCCACUCCCAAGAAGCUAAUUGCUUCGUCUUAG